AUGUAUCAGGAUGCAGUUCAAAGUUCGUGUCCACAGUACGGGAAUGUUCAUUCCCAUAAUCGUCAGUUUCAACAUCCAACAUCCGAUAGUCAACAGAUGUUCGAACAACAACAACAAGCUUUGAGAUUGAUGGCAACUACAAUUGGGUCGACAAUAAGUAAAGGUUUUGUGAUGCCUAAACGCGAAUAUAUGUCUUUCGAUGGGAAUCCAUUAGACUACCCUAGCUUUAUAACAAAUUUCAAGACUAAUGUGGAAGACGUCGAAAGCGAUCCCAACGUUAGACGCACUUAUUUGAUCCAACUCUGUACGGGAAAGGCAAAGGAAGCCAUCAGUGGAUCUGUGAUGUUACCGCCGGAAGAGGGGUACAAAAAGGCAAAGUCUAUUUUGCAUGAAAUGUUUGGGCAGGCUCAUAUUGUGGCUGCUUCUCACAUUGAUCGAGUGACGAAAGGUUCUAUAAUUAGAGAAAAUGAGAGUGAAAAGCUUAUGCAGUUAGCCCGAGACAUGGAAAACUGUGGAAUGAAUUUGAACAAAUUGGGCUACCAAUCAGAUAUAAACUCAAGACACAACAUCAGCGCGAUUGUUUUACGGCUGCCAAAAUACCUCCGUUCAGAAUGGGCCAAAGAGGCGAAUAAGCUUAGAGAUCAAAGAAGUGAACCAGAUUUUGCAGCACUCACAAAGUUUGUAGUAAACAAAGCUAAGUUGGCAAAUACUGAGUAUGGUCGGCUUGUUAAUGUUAAAAUGGACUGGGAAAGGAACAAAACCAAGUCUUAUGGUAAACAACAGAGGAACGUCUCAGCUUAUCAAGUGUCGAAUAUUUCGUCAAACGAAGAACAAGAUGGUAAACGAAACAUAACAAUGAAGUUAAAAUGCAUUUUCUGUAGUAAGGAAGGCCAUUCGCUAGGUAGAUGUUAUAUGUUCCAAGAAAAAUCGUACGCUGAAAGAAAGAAAUUUGUCUCGGAAAAGGGAUUGUGCAAUCUCUGUCUGGCAAAGGGACAUUUUGCUAGCAAGUGCCAGAAAGGCCGUAAGUGUUUUAUUGCGGGAUGCGGUAGACGACAUCAUCCCUUGCUUCAUUCAACUGAAUCUAACCAAAGCAAACGAGAAGAAGAUUCCACGAAAGUUGAUAAAGAUAAAGAUCAAGAAUCACCGGCCAAGCCCAAAGGUCUAAAUGCACAAAAUGGUCACUGUGGUACAGCUGACAUAGCAAAACGGCAAGUAUGUUUGAGAGUUAUUCCCGUGAAAGUAUCUAGCAGAGACAAUUCGCGAGAAAAAAUCACCUAUGCCAUACGGGACGAAGGUUCCAACACAACAUUGGUUAAAGAGAGUUUGGUGAAUGAGCUUGGAUUGGAAGGUCAGCCUCUUGAUUUUAAACUAACGACCAUGAACAAGGUUUCUCAAGAGUCUGGGAAGUCGCAUUUUCUCUAUGUGCAAGGUCUUGGCCAAAAGGAUUGCUUAGAAAUUCCUAAUGCCCUAUCAAUUAAGGAUUUAUCUGUGGCGAGAAGUUGCAUUCCAACCAAAGGAGAUAUUAGCAAAUGGAGUCAUCUGAAUGACGUACAUAUUCCCGAAUUGAAAAAUCCAGAGGUGACUCUUCUUAUUGGCACUGACGUACCAGAAGCUCAUUGGAAGAUGGAAGAACGACGCGGACGUAAAAAGGAGCCUUAUGCUAUACGAACACCGCUUGGGUGGUCAGUUGCAGGUCCCAUGGGAACAACGUCAGAAAGUGAAUUCAGUGCGUUCUUUGUUCGUGAAGAGGAUGAAUUCCUCGGCCGAACGGUAGAGAAGAUGUUUGAGAUGGAUUUCAGUGAAAGUACGUAUGGGCAGAGCCUCGGCAUGUCUUUAGAAGACAAGAAAGCACUGUCAAUAAUGGAAGAAUCUCUCAAAGUUGUGGAUAGUCAUUAUCAGCUCGAUUUACCCUUUCGUGAUAAGCUGGGCUUUCCCAACAACAGAGGUUUAGCUGAAAGAAGAUUACAUUCGCUUAAGGCACGUUUAAAGAAAGAUGCAGAUCUUCACGAGAAAUAUAAGAAGGGAAUCAACAACAACGUCGACAAGGGCUAUGCUUCCAAGAUCCACGAAAGUGAAGGUAAUGAUAUUCAGGCGGAAGAAAGAAAUGUUUGGUACCUCCCCCAUCAUCCGGUCCUUCAUCCCCAGAAACCGCAGAAACCAAGGAUUGUGUUUGACUGUGCCGCUAAAUAUGAAGAUAUGUCACUGAAUGACCGGCUACUACAAGGUCCGGACCUGACAAACAAACUCAUCGGAGUUCUGUCUAGAUUUCGUCAAGAUCCAACUGCCUUUAUAGCAGACAUAGAGGCGAUGUUUUGCCAGGUUAAGGUGUCCCCGAUACACCGUGAUUUUCUCAAGUUCCUGUGGUGGAAAGAUGGAGAUUACAACCAACCGGUGGAAGUGUACCGUAUGUCAGUUCACCCAUUCGGAGCGACAUCUUCGCCAAGCUGUGCUGGGUUUUGUUUGCGUAAGACAGCCGAUGAAUUUGAAAGCGAAUUUGAUCCAGAGACGAUCGAAACAAUACGUCGAAACUUCUAUGUUGACGAUUGCCUUAAGUCGGUUUCAGAUACACAGAAGGCAAUUCGUUUGAUUCAGCAGCUCCGUGAUAUCCUGAUGAGACGUUCUUUCCGGUUAACGAAGUUUGUGAGCAACGACGUAGCGGUUUUGGCGUCAGUACCCGAAAGCGAACGUGCCGAGUCUGUUGUCAACCUCGACCUCGACGAACUCCCGGUCGAAAGAGCUCUUGGGGUACAAUGGAAUGUACAGGAAGAUGUCUUCAGUUUUCGUAUCGUCAGCAGGAAGAAGGCUCCUACCCGUAGAGGAAUCCUGUCAGAUGUCAGCUCGAUGUAUGACCCCCUGGGGUUUGCAUCGCCUUUCAUUCUACCCGCCAAACGCUUGUUGCAACGUUUGUGUAAAGACAAAGUAGGAUGGGACGAAGAGAUAUCCCCGAAUAUGUUGAAGACGUGGGAACGUUGGCUAGCUGACUUGCCUCAUUUGCAACGAAUAUCGGUUCCAAGAUAUUUCAAAUCUCACCAGUUGGACGAAGUCAAGAAUACACAAUUGCAUCAUUUCUCAGACGCAUCUACGGAAGGAUAUGGUGCCGUGUCCUACCUUCGUUUCGUUGAUGUGAAUGACAAGAUCCAUUGCUCAUUGGUGAUGGGAAAAUCCAGAGUAGCCCCAAUGAAGCCGACGACAAUACCAAGAUUGGAGUUAACUGCAGCGACAGUAGCCGUGAAGCAACAUUGUCAAAUUCGAGAAGAGCUCGACUUGCAAAUCGAUGCAACUAUAUUUUGGACAGAUUCUACCUGUGUUCUACAGUACAUAAACAACGAAUCUGGUCGGUUCAAGACUUUCGUCGCCAACCGAAUAGCCGCCAUCCACGACAAUUCAAGCCCAUCGCAGUGGAGAUAUGUGAACACUGAAGUAAAUCCUGCAGAUUAUGCUUCCAGAGGUUUGCGUCCCACCAACCAACACGAGAUAGAACAGUGGAUCAACGGACCGAAUUUCCUCCGUAAGACCGAAGAUACGUGGCCGAAUCGUCCCGAAGGAAUAAAUGUCCUACCUGAUGACAAGCUCGAAUGGAAACGAGAGGUGGAAAUCUACGAGACACAAACGGAAGAAAUCAAGCCCCUCGAUACCUUUAUUCAACAUUACUCUUGCUGGUAUCGCCUUCAAAAGGGAAUCGCGUGGCUAAAUCGUUUCAACAAGUAUCUUCGUGUUCGUAAUUCCAACGGUGUUUCUUAUAAGGAUGAUGGAACGCAAGCGGACAUAAGUACUCGUUCCCGUGACGAAGUCACUGGGGCCGGCGUAGGGCCUUUGACG
Paramuricea clavata is the source of this 3819-nucleotide messenger RNA. Lineage: Eukaryota; Metazoa; Cnidaria; Anthozoa; Malacalcyonacea; Plexauridae. The record is from the annotation of a GenBank genome assembly.